AGGAAAGAUUAAUUAAGAAUGAGAGAGGAGAAUACAGACACUAACCUCUAAAUGGUAAUAAACGAGGAACUCGAGAGUCAACGGUCAGAGCGUUGACCAAAUCUCUCACUCUCACCAGCCAAAUCUCUCUCUCUCUCUCUCUCUCUCUCUCCGCCCGAAUCUCACCGGCGAUCUUCGCUUCCUCACCGACGUAUCUGAUUCACCGGGAGGAAGAGAAGCAAUAAUGGCGACUCCGGUUGAUCCACCGAACGGAGUAAGGAGCCAAGGGAAGCAUUACUUCUCAAUGUGGCAAACACUCUUCGAGAUCGACACGAAGUACGUUCCGAUCAAACCGAUAGGCCGUGGCGCGUACGGUGUAGUCUGCUCUUCGGUGAACAGAGAGAGCAACGAGAGGGUGGCGAUCAAGAAGAUACACAAUGUGUUUGAGAACAGGAUCGAUGCGUUGAGGACUCUACGUGAACUCAAGCUGCUACGACAUCUCCGACACGAAAAUGUGAUUGCUCUCAAAGAUGUAAUGAUGGCUAAUCACAAGAGAAGCUUUAAAGACGUGUAUCUUGUUUAUGAGCUCAUGGACACUGAUCUUCACCAGAUUAUCAAGUCCUCUCAAGUGCUAAGUAAUGACCAUUGCCAAUACUUCUUGUUCCAGUUGCUUCGAGGGCUCAAGUAUAUUCAUUCAGCCAACAUUCUACACCGGGAUCUUAAACCUGGUAACCUCCUUGUGAACGCGAACUGCGACUUAAAGAUAUGCGAUUUCGGGCUAGCGCGCACGGGAAACACCAAAGGUCAGUUCAUGACUGAGUAUGUCGUGACUCGAUGGUACCGAGCACCGGAGCUUCUCCUCUGCUGCGACAACUACGGGACAUCCAUCGAUGUUUGGUCGGUCGGCUGCAUAUUCGCCGAGCUUCUUGGAAGAAAACCGAUAUUCCCUGGAACUGAGUGUCUUAACCAGAUUAAACUCAUCAUUAACAUUUUGGGAAGCCAGAGAGAGGAAGAUCUUGCGUUUAUAGAUAACCCGAAAGCUAAAAGAUACAUCGAAUCGUUACCUUACUCGCCGGGGAUAUCGUUCUCUCGUCUUUACCCUGGCGCGCACGUUCUUGCCAUUGAUCUGCUUCAGAGAAUGCUUGUUCUUGAUCCUUCGAAAAGGAUUAGUGUCACGGAAGCGCUUCAGCAUCCUUACAUGGCGCCUUUGUAUGACCCGAAUGCGAAUCCUCCUGCUCAGGUUCCUAUUGAUCUUGAUGUAGAUGAAGACGAGGAUUUGGGUGCAGAGAUGAUAAGAGAGUUGAUGUGGAAGGAAAUGGUUCAUUAUCAUCCAGAAAAUGAUACCAUAAACACUGAGCUCUCUGAGUUCUGAGCUCAAAUCUUUUGCAGUGUCGAAGAGGAAGAGAAGAAGAAGAAAAACAUAUAAAUUACCGCGAUUUGUUUGUGUCAUGGAAGCUCUGUUUUUGUUUUUUUUUGGUGACAAGCUAAAGUGUUUGUAACGUUUGUACAUAAGAGUCCUGAAACCUCUGCCUUGUAAUAUGUCUCCUUAAAACUCAUUACUCUUUGGAUCUUCUUAUUAAUUAGAGUAAUUAGCAGAAUUGGUAUAUUAUCAACAGAAACUAGGAAC
Messenger RNA from Thlaspi arvense, 1606 nucleotides. The record is from the annotation of a GenBank genome assembly. Lineage: Eukaryota; Viridiplantae; Streptophyta; Magnoliopsida; Brassicales; Brassicaceae.